UGGUCUGAGAAUUCUGAGAUUUGUUUUUGGCUGCAGUGUUUAAAUUUUUUUAGGUAAAAAUAAAUCGAGACCUCGCUUGUUAAUUAUUCGUAUGUGGCAUGUGAAAAAGAGACAUUAAUAUAUCUUUUUAAUUUGUGAUAACAUUGCCAGUGAAUUGUGAUAAAAUGACUUUUAUAGCUGAAUGACAGCCCAUCGAAAAGCUUAUUUCGAGUGGGGGCGAUAAUGCGCGCGCGCAGAUAAUCGAGACACAGUUGUAUAUUAUUGCGUAACAUAAUGGCGUCGGUCUGGAAACGGCUGCAGCGCGUGAACAAACGCGCUGCCAAGUUCCAGUACACCGCCUCAUACCACCGCAUUGACGUUGAGCUCACGCCCAAGUGGAAACCCAAUAAAUUAAGCAUUGUGUGGACUCGACGUUCUAGACGUGUCUUGACUGAGCCUUUGGAAUGGGAGCCUUCCCUCAAGGACCCCUUGAAAGGGUCGGUGAUAUUCGCGGUGCCAGAGAACCAGACGGUCGCCGUGACGCUGUUCCGGGACGCGCGGACAAAUGAAUUGGAAGAUAAGGACUGGACCUUCGUUCUGGAGGAUGUGUCGCCGGCGGGCAAGCGGCGGCGCCUGGCGGCGUGCGCGCUCAACCUGCGGCGCCACGCGUCGCUGGCGCCGGCGCAGCGCGCGCUCCGCCUCACGCUCGAGCCCGCGUCGCGCAAGCUCCGGGCGGCGCGUCUGCACCUCACACUGCACUGCGUGCUGCUGCGGGAGGGCCAGGCCACAGACGAAGACAUGCAGUCGCUCGCGUCGCUGUUGUCGGUGAACAACAACUCCGACAUCGCGGUGCUGGAGGACCUGGACGAAGACGACUACACGCUGUCUGACAACUCCACCAGACAGAUGUUUGAUCUCCGACAGCAAAUGGAAGAGAUGACCCAAAGCUUAACCAACAGCGAUAUUGCGGCUACCCCUAACAGUGUCCAAAGUCUUAACUUCGACAACUCCCGCACCCCCACCGCUCCUAUGACCCCCGAAUCCACUACCCCCACGACCCCUACACCAGCAAAAGAAGUCCAAGAAACAAAUGAAAUAAAAGAGCCGAGCUUAAAAAUAACCGACACAUCCAUCGCUUCGAAAUCUAGACCAGAGUACUUGAGUAAUCUUACAAAACUAGCGAUGAAGAGCGACCUACACAGUAUGUCCAAAUAUACUUCAACUCCAAAAGUUGUUCCAGUAACAACAGAGGAAAAUAAGGUAGAUAAUCUAAAAUGGGGGGUAUUAAAACCUAAGACGAUAGCGAAAAGGAACCUUAAGCCGUUGGAAUUGAAGAGCAAUUUGAACAACAUUAGUCUGGACACGAAUGACAAUGAAAAGGAUAUAGAUAAUGACAAGACGCCUGUAGCAGAUGUGGAGAAAUUCCUGUCUGUUAAGGGAUUGGAUAAGGAUAAAACACCGGUGCAAGACCUGCUGGAGUGGUGUAGCGGCGUGACCCGCGAGUACAGCUACUGCCGCGUCACCAACCUGACCACCAGCUUCCGCAACGGCCUCGCCUUCUGCGCCAUCAUCCACCACUACCGACCCGACCUCAUAGAUUUCUCUGGCCUACAAGCAGACGAAGCGGAAGUGAACGUCCGCACCGCAUUAGAAGCCAGCGCACGACUGGGCAUUGCACAAGUGCUCACAGCCGCCGACGUAUGCAAACCGCCCGUGCCUGAUAAACUUGCGAUAAUGACGUACUUGUUUCAACUGCGGGCGUACUUCACGGGCAACGAACUACAAGUGGAGCAGUUAGGUAACGAUGAGACGGAGUCGUCCUAUAUGGUAGGACGACACGACACCGACGCGUCGAUGCCCGCGGAACUCUUCAGCCGGGAAGUGAGCACGCGGCGCUCCAGGAACAUGGCGGACAGACCGAGGCCGGUGUCGCAGGGCUCGCAGGAGUCGCGCCAGUCGCAGGAGCGCUCGCCCGACGUGCGCGACAUGCUGCUGCAGUCCAAGAGCCUGCUGGGCAAGAUGCUGUCGCCGGCCCGCGAGCGCGCCAAGCCCAGCGCCAAGUGGUUCGCCGAGCCCGCCCGGCCCAACGAGCCUAUUCCCGCUAGACCUGAGAAGCUGAUGACCCGUAAGGAGUUCACGGACCCCUUCGCUUCUGAUGAUGAAGAGGAACCGCCUCCGCCGCCCUCUAGUACAAAUACUAAUACCAACGAUGUUGUAAAUGGUGUGAAACCAGACCAGAAACCAACAAUAGAACCGGCAACCACAGAUCCGUUAACCAUUCAACAACCAGAAAUAGUAACCAAUGGAUCGAUACCAGAGAAACCAAAACCAGCGACACCAGAGCUACCAAAACCAACACCGCAAUUGUUAUCACGUCACGACGAAUUGAAAGAGAAAGCGAGACAGUUGCUGGAAGCCACGAAACGCGAGGCGAAGGAAAAGGAUAAAAAUAAACGCCAGAGUAGUAAAGAAAGUGAUGAGAAAACUGAAAUUUGUAAUGGUGUCAAAAAUGGAGAUGUGGGGAGCCCUAAAAAGCCAAUAACAGAAGAGGAAAGGCAAGCAAUGCUCCGGGAGCGAGCGAGAAAGUUAAUAGCUGAUGCGAGAGCAGGCAUUGUCAGUCCCACAUCACCUCUAUCACCGUCGCGAACACGCGGCACCGUAGAGAUAAUUACCAAGGAGUCUGUUUUGGAGGAACUCGCCGCAGCGGGCGGUAUGGAAAGCUUAGAGGGACUGGUGUCGAGGCCGGAGUCCUUGCCAUCCAGUCCUGGUUCCAGAAAAAGUGCCACUAGUCCUGACAGAUCCGAGCAUGCGAGUGAAGACAGUCGCAGUAUCAGAAGCAAUACCCCGCCAUCUCCGCAACGUCUCACCGCCUUGGCGGACAGACUGUCACCGGAACACUUCAACAUUCUGGAACACGGUCGCGAGACGGGGUCGUACAUCGCCAGUGAGCUGGAAGCGUUGGAGAAGGAGCAAAGCGCAAUAGACGAGAAGGCGGCCGCACUGGAGAAGCAGUUGCGAAGGGUCAUGGACGCGGCCGACAACACCGAGGAGGAAGACCGCCUCAUGUCUCAGUGGUUUAAUCUCGUCAACAAGAAAAACGCCCUACUGAGAAGACAAAUGCAACUGAACAUUCUGGAACAAGAAGAAGAUCUGAGUAGGAGAUGUGAGCUUUUGGAUAGAGAGUUGCGACUCUCUCUUGGCGUGGAGGAAUGGAGGAAGACUCCCGGACAGAAGAGAAGAGAAAGACUGUUGCUGCAGGAACUGCUUGCAGCGGUCAACGAGAGAGAUCGGCUGGUGCAGGAAAUGGACGAGCAGGAAAAAGCGAUAGCGGAAGACGACGAAAUCCAACGCAACCUAUCAAACGUUGAGAUUCAAAGGAAAAACAACUGUAUUCUACAGUGAAUAAGGACUACUUAUCAACGCUUAGUUAAACAUAUAGCUUAAAUUAGUCUAACAAGACAUCGAUUUUACAUACUCGCGAUUCGAUUAACUAUAUAUACGAAUAGUAUUAUAGUACUGAUACAAUUUUGGUGUAACAUUAGCAAUGUAUAGGGUGAAAUUUUGAGUUGGGUCAGUUUAGAAAUCGUAAUAGCCAGACCGUUCCGAGACGCCUGGUAGAUAGGGUUUAACAGACUUACUAUUUUGCAUAGAAAAUAUGCACAAGAGAAUGCUUUAAAGGAAAUAAAAACGUAUAAUCAGAAAAAAAUCUUUAUUUAAAGAGGAAGAUCUAUUUUACGCUAACCAACGGUCUGAUUGCAAUGCAUGAUUCCAAUCAAAAAGUACAAACGUAAUGUAUUAUUCAAUCAAAAAAGCAUUUCCAAAGAUGUCUGAAACUCUCCCCUGGCUCAUCUCAAAAUAUCACCCUGCAAAUGUCCAUUAGGCAUUAAAGUGUAGUUACUUGUUAAAAUUUGCCAUUUCUUCAGACAUUCAUUUAUUUCAAGCAACUACUUCAUUUAUGUUUAUCGUACUGAUUUCUACCGAUGGACGUCGAAUGCUGGACUGGGGCUUUCAAGGGAUUUCCACACUCCAGCCUUCCGUGAUAAGUGUCCAGCGUCUCCCUACGACUCGUUAGAUGUCGCUUGUCCACCUAGUGGGAAGACUACCAACGCAUUUGCCAGUGCCAGUCCAACACCUUCGACCCCAACGUCCAACGGUUCUCCGAUCUUUUUACCUACCCUGCGUCUAGCUUUGCAACUCGCUGAUAUAUAGCUAUGUACCUUAACCCUGGAUCUUCUGGAAUUCUCCUCAUUUUUGAUUUGAUCACUUCGAGAUACUACGCCGUAGCUCUCUUCGCGAUUAAGAGAACUUAUUUAUUUAUUAUUUAUAUACCAUAAAUUGUGAUUGUGAA
Messenger RNA from Pararge aegeria (speckled wood butterfly), 4327 nucleotides. It is a transcript of the gene Ehbp1, whose product is annotated as EH domain-binding protein 1. The transcript has 25 exons. Gene Ontology annotation, molecular function: protein binding. The record is from RefSeq and is a predicted model, not a curated record. NCBI's taxonomy places the organism in Eukaryota, Metazoa, Arthropoda, Insecta, Lepidoptera, Nymphalidae. The coding region runs from base 274 to 3381 and encodes 1035 amino acids.